This is a messenger RNA of Venturia canescens, 759 nucleotides long. RefSeq names its product protein TsetseEP-like. NCBI's taxonomy places the organism in Eukaryota, Metazoa, Arthropoda, Insecta, Hymenoptera, Ichneumonidae. The transcript has a single exon. The record is from RefSeq and is a predicted model, not a curated record. Bases 1 to 759 code for a protein of 252 amino acids.
AUGGAACCUGCGUUACUUGCGGCGUUAGAUGCUGCGUUGGAGCCAGAUCUUGAUCCACUUGCUGAAUCGCUGUUAGAACCGGCGUUACUUGCUGCAUUGGAGGCUGCGUUGGAACCUGAACGUGAUCCACUGUUGGAUCCGGAAAUGGAACCUGCGUUACUUGCGGCGUUAGAUGCUGCGUUGGAGCCAGAUCUUGAUCCACUUGCUGAAGCACUGUUAGAACCGGCGUUACUUGCUGCAUUGGAGGCUGCGUUGGAACCUGAACGUGAUCCGCUGUUGGAUCCGGAAAUGGAACCUGCGUUACUUGCGGCGUUGGACGCUGCGUUAGAGCCAGAUCUUGAACCACUUGCUGAAGCACUGUUAGAACCGGCGUUACUUGCUGCAUUGGAGGCUGCGUUGGAACCUGAACGUGAUCCGCUGUUGGAUCCGGAAAUGGAACCUGCGUUACUUGCGGCGUUAGAUGCUGCGUUGGAGCCAGAUCUUGAUCCACUUGCUGAAGCGCUGUUAGAACCGGCGUUACUUGCUGCGUUGGAGGCUGCGUUGGAACCUGAUCGUGAUCCGCUGUUGGAUCCGGAAAUGGAACCUGCGUUACUUGCGGCGUUAGAUGCUGCGUUGGAGCCAGAUCUUGAUCCACUUGCUGAAGCGCUGUUAGAACCGGCGUUACUUGCUGCGUUGGAGGCUGCGUUGGAACCUGAUCGUGAUCCACUGUUGGAUCCGGAAAUGGAACCUGCGUUACUUGCGGCGUUGGAUGCUGCCUGA